This is a messenger RNA of Musa acuminata AAA Group (dessert banana), 1148 nucleotides long. RefSeq lists its product as uncharacterized. NCBI's taxonomy places the organism in Eukaryota, Viridiplantae, Streptophyta, Magnoliopsida, Zingiberales, Musaceae. Gene Ontology annotation, molecular function: catalytic activity. Bases 35 to 1054 code for a protein of 339 amino acids. The transcript has 8 exons. The record is from RefSeq and is a predicted model, not a curated record.
UUUAAUUCUAUUUGUCGCUUCACAAAAUAGAGAAAUGGCGUCGAGUGGUGGCGUUGCCACCUUCUUGGUGGUGAACGGCGUCCUCUUCACCGGCGACGUUCCCCCUGUCGCGACGUUCCUCCAGUCCAGCCCUGGCGCUUACACCACAACGCGCACCCACGGCGGCGCCUCGCUCGUCCUCUUCUGGGAUCGUCACCUCCGCCGCCUCGCCCACUCGACCCGCAUCCUUGCCCGGUCCCACCCAAGUCUCUUCGUCCUCCCCCUCGGAUCGGCCGCAGCCGCCGGCGGCGACUCUACCGCGCUCAUCGACUCUAUCGAGAAUCUGGUCCACGAAUCGCUCCUGGUCGGGCUCCGCUUAGCUCUUCGGGAGCGCGACCGCGCCGGGUCGGAUGACGAGCUGGCCAUCACGGCCUUGGUCCGCGGCCGCCGCGAGACUGACUGCCUCGAUGUGCUCCUCCAUCUUGGGUUUUUCGUUCCGCCGCCAUUCGGCGCCGUCGGAGCCCAUUUAGCGGUCGCUGGCCGCGGGAGGGAGCCGGCGGAGGCCAAGUACUCCGAUUGGGUGCGGGUUAGGCAGGGUAUGGAGAAGGUGAGGCCUCCUUCGGCCACGGAGCUGUUAUUGACGAACGACGGUGAUAGGAUUCUGGAAGGCAGCGUGACCAACUUUUUUGUUGUCUGUAGAAAGGUGGUAAAUGGUCUCACCGAUCUGCCUCCGUCAGAUUCAGAAUCAUCAUGUACAUUCGUAGUGCAAACAGCACCUAUAAGCGGUGGCGUUCUUCCAGGAGUUAUACGCCAACUAGUGAUCGAGAUUUGCUCUAGUCUGGGCAUCCUUGUGGAGGAAUCUGCACCAUCAUGGUCCAACCAUGAGCUUUGGCAGGAGGCCUUCAUUACAAGUAGCCUGAGGCUUGUGCAGCAUGUUGAGACAAUUCAAGCUCCAACUUCAUUUAAAGAGUUUCACCUGAAAACUUGGAAGGAGUUGUCAUGGGUAGUGAAGCGGUUUCAGGGUAUAGGGCAUAUCACUAGACAAAUUCAGCUGCUGGCUCACAGAGUGAAUUAAGCAAAAGGAUGGGAGCAGAUGGAUACAAGAUAGGUCAACAUUCCUAAGACCAAUAAGCACACUGAUUCCAAAAUUUCGAAUCCGUAAGACGGUG